Arabidopsis thaliana (thale cress) is the source of this 916-nucleotide messenger RNA. Its product is annotated as envelope glycoprotein. Lineage: Eukaryota; Viridiplantae; Streptophyta; Magnoliopsida; Brassicales; Brassicaceae. The record is from RefSeq and is marked reviewed. Bases 106 to 714 code for a protein of 202 amino acids. The transcript has 2 exons.
GAGGAUCGCAUCACCGUUAACCAGCCAAAAGGUCAGUGACUGACGAAAAUGGCGAUCAUGCGAUAAUCGUGUAGCCGAAGAAGAAGAAGAAGAAGAAGAAAGAAGAUGGUGUUUUGGGAGAUAACUCUAGGAACAGCUUACUUCUUGGGACUGAGACGGACUUAUAGGCUCGCUCUGAAGAUCCAGCGUCGGCUUGUUACUCCGAAACAUCCCAAAAUCCGUCAAUUUCUUCAUCGGAGGACUCGUAAAAUCUUCGAUGUGGCGAUUUCGGUUCACAAGAACAUACAAGAAAGAGACAUAGAAGUUGGUAGGAAUCUCGGAAAUUGGAUUCUUCGUUGGCUCGAUAAGAUGAAACCAGCAGCUCAGAUCCGUACUCGGCCAGAACUACCACACAACAGCAAUUCCAACAUGGACAAGGCAAAGAGACUAACGGAAUUGUCCCGUCCCAAAUCGCACACGAACACGACGCAGACUCCACAAAACCGUGAAUCCGAUAGGCAUUUGUUUACCUCGUUGAAACACUUCCGGCACAAGCCAUUCCCGUCUGUCUCUAUGAUGAUCCAACCGCCGAGACCCAAUGGAACUACGACUCAGUACAGACAUUACUACAGUGGCGGUCUAGCAGCAAGUCUGAUUCAACCGAGCUAUGUUACAGGUGGCGGGUUCAAUGGUGUAGUCAGGAAAGACAUUUUGCAGUGGAUGGCACAAAGAUGAAAGAUGAUGCAGCUAAGUCCCAUCUUUCUCUGACAUAAUUGAGCCUCUCUCUUUUCUUUUUUUAACUUUUAAUUGCAGAAAUUAAUGUGAUUGUUGAUAGAUCCUGAAGCAACUAUGUAGUAAACAUGACAAUGUCUUUUUCUUUCUAACGCUUGAAUAAAGUUUCAUAUACUUUGAGAGAUCAUUACUAUACAUCAUUAUC